CGCGAGCACGUUCCCGCGAAAGCGCCAUUGGGCCGGUGCAUGCCGGGAGGUGGAGUUUUGUCUCUGAAUUGCUUAGAGCCGAUUCCUCUCCCGUCGCAAACUAAUGAUGCUCACGUUCCUGGACUCAUCCGGGGCGAGAUCAGGUAUGGACACCCUCACGUCAGUGACUUCUUCCUAGUGUGACCCUUCCGCUAAAAGUAACUUUGGGAACGUGUUAAGAAAAAAACCAAAACAACAAUAACACACAUUCUUUGCGGUUUUCCGUUUCCGGUUGGCUUGUUGCCUUGGUAACAGGGACGCACAAGGAUGUCGGCGGUUAUGGCGGGGCUGGGAGGUACGCCGAUCCCCGACGGGGAGUUCACCGCGGCCGUGUACCGGCUCAUCCGGGACUCCCGCUACGCCGAGGCGGUGCAGCUGCUGGGCCGCGAGCUGCAGCGGAGCCCGCGGAGCCGCGCCGGCCUGUCGCUGCUGGGCUACUGCUACUACCGCCUACAGGAGUUCCCCUUGGCGGCCGACUGCUAUGAGCAGCUGAGCCAGCUGCACCCCGAGCAGGAGCAGUACCGCCUGUACCAGGCCCAGGCCCUGUACAAGGCCUGCCUGUACCCCGAGGCCACCCGGGUCGCCUUCCUCCUCCUGGACAACCCCGCCUACCACAGCCGGGUCCUCCGUCUGCAAGCCGCCAUCAAGUACAGCGAGGGCGACCUCCCCGGGGCCAGGAGCCUGGUGGAGCAGCUGCUGAGUGGGGAAGGGGGUGAGGACAGUGCUGGUGAGAACGAGUCAGAUAGCCAGGUCAACCUGGGUUGUUUGCUCUACAAGGAGGGACAGUAUCAAGCUGCAUGUUCCAAGUUCUUUACCGCCCUGCAGGCCUCGGGCUACCAGCCUGACCUUUCCUACAAUCUGGCUUUGGCCUAUUAUAGCAGCCGACAGUAUGCCCCGGCGCUGAAGCAUAUUGCAGACAUCAUUGAGCAUGGCAUCCGCCAGCACCCAGAGCUGGGUGUGGGCAUGACCACGGAGGGUAUUGAUGUUCACAGCGUUGGAAACACUUUAGUUCUUCACCAGACUGCACUGGUGGAAGCCUUCAACUUAAAGGCAGCCAUAGAAUACCAACUGAAAAACUAUGAUGCCGCCCAGGAAGCCCUUACUGACAUGCCACCUAGGGCUGAGGAAGAGUUAGACCCUGUAACCCUGCACAACCAGGCGCUGAUGAAUAUGGAUGCCAGGCCUACAGAAGGGUUUGAAAAGCUACAGUUUCUGCUCCAGCAGAACCCCUUUCCCCCAGAGACCUUUGGCAACCUGUUGCUGCUCUACUGCAAAUACGAGUAUUUUGACCUAGCAGCAGAUGUCCUGGCAGAGAAUGCCCACUUGACUUAUAAGUUCCUCACACCUUAUCUCUAUGAUUUCUUAGAUGCCAUGAUUACUUGCCAGACAGCUCCUGAAGAGGCUUUCGUUAAGCUUGAUGGGCUAGCUGGGAUGCUGACUGAGCAACUACGGAAACUCACCAUACAAGUGCAGGAAGCAAGACACAUGAGAGAUGACGACGCUGUCAAAAAGGCAGUGAAUGAAUACGAUGACAUCCUGGAGAAAUAUAUUCCCGUAUUGAUGGCCCAGGCAAAAAUCUACUGGAACCUUGAAAACUAUUCAAUGGUAGAAAAGAUCUUCCGCAAAUCUGUGGAAUUCUGCAAUGACCAUGAUGUGUGGAAGCUGAACGUGGCUCAUGUUCUGUUUAUGCAGGAAAACAAAUACAAAGAAGCCAUUGGUUUUUAUGAGCCCAUCGUCAAGAAGCAUUAUAACAACAUCCUGGAUGUCAGUGCUAUUGUGUUGGCUAACCUCUGUGUUUCAUAUAUUAUGACAAGUCAAAAUGAAGAAGCUGAGGAGUUGAUGAGGAAGAUUGAAAAGGAGGAAGAGCAGCUCUCCUAUGAUGACCCAGAUAAGAAAACCUACCAUCUCUGCAUUGUGAACUUGGUGAUAGGCACACUUUACUGUGCCAAGGGAAAUUAUGACUUUGGGAUUUCCCGAGUUAUCAAAAGCUUGGAGCCUUACAAUAAAAAACUGGGAACUGACACCUGGUACUAUGCCAAAAGAUGCUUCUUGUCCUUAUUAGAAAACAUGUCAAAACACACGAUCAUGCUUCGUGACAAUGUUAUUCAAGAAUGUGUCCAAUUUCUAGAACACUGUGAAGUUUAUGGCAGGAACGUGCCUGCCGUUAUUGAACAGCCCCUGGAAGAAGAAAGAAUGCAUAUUGGAAAGAAUACGGUCACAUAUGAAUCCAGACAGUUAAAAGCUUUGAUUUAUGAGAUUAUAGGAUGGAAUAUGUAGUCAUGUCUGAUAAUGGCUUGUAUCAUAAUUGGUUUAUAUAUCUAUAUUUUGUACUAUUUUAUUUGUAUUUAGCCAUUGGUAUCUUUACUCUGUUACAUGUUGAACUUUGUAUAAUUUAUAGUCAUAAUAAAAAUAAUUUGAUUACUAUGUUUUUAAAAUCUUCACCAAAUUAUAAGAAUUAUGAACAUCUAUGAAAAAUUCAAAAUGGAGUGGGGAUACUAUGAAUUAGAACUUGUAAUGCCUAUGUUCCCUUUUCUUUGUUAUUAUUUGUACUUUUUUGUAUUUUGCGAGUCCCCUGCACAAGGAUUACAUUAUCCAAGAACUUAGCACUAUCAAGCCUAUGAUUCAUUGAUUACUAUAUAGAAUUUGUAGCCUUUAAAUAACGUUAGGGCCCGCUGCUUUGUCUCAGUGGUUGAGCAUUGACCCAUGAAUCAGGAGGUCAGGGUUUGAUUCUUGGUCAGGGCACAUGCCUGGGUUUCUGGCUCAAACCCAGUAGGGGGCAUGCAGGAUGCAGACAAUCAGUGAUUCUCUCUCAUCAUUGAUGUUUCUAUCUCCCUCUCCUCCUCUGAAAUUAAUUCAAUACAUAAAACAUUGGGGAUUAUGUGCUCUCACCUCCACCAUUAGCUCUCAUAAUUAAUAAGUAAUGCAUGCAUUUACAUAGACUUUAGGAUGUUUUGCCAGGGUUUUUAAAUAACCAAAAUAUUUGGUUAAUUCUGUGUAACCAAAAUUAUUUAGGUUGUGUUUCUUUUAGAUGUGCAUGACUUGGUGGGAAGUCUGGUGCUCUUAAUAGCCUUAUGGUGCUAUGUUGUAAAGAAUGGUUUUCUUCCAUUUGUUAUUUGAAUUUAUGAACAAGAUAGAUAUACCAUUACUGUUUUUCCUAACUGCUGUUGUUUAUCCCUCACAGUAGCUCAUGGUAGAGGUACCCUAAACACUAAGUUCUAAUCACUACUUUUUUGUUUCCUGUUAAGGAUGUGUUAAUGCUAGAUUUGUUUACAUGUUGUAUCCUCUGAGGUAAGCAAAAAUCUACAUUAUUCCCAUGACCUCAUCAAGCUUCUCUCCUUCCUUCAUCACAAUGAAAUAUCAAUUCUGUAAUGGUAUCUGACAGUUUCACAAUGCUAGUUUCACACCCAGAACCCUCCCAAUAAAAACUUCACUAAUUCUACUUAGUAAUUUUCUCACCCCUUUUCUCUCCACAAAUCAGUCAAUAUCAACUUGACUUGGCUUAAGGGGGGGACGUAUUGGGUUGAAUUAUAUGAAAUUUAUGAUUUUCAAAGUUUUUGACCUACUAGCAAUUUCUUAUGAUUCAAGCUAAUAGUUUUCUACUGAAAAUUAGUGAGCCCCCUGCCACAAUGAGAUGAUUUUUUUCCUUCAAGGAGAAAUCACGUAGCCACUUAGAUACUCAGAAGUAUGCUCAGCAUAAAUCCUCUGUGACAUGACCUCCUGGGUGUUCAUAUUCUGUUAGAUCUAUCAGAAAAUGUUGGCUUAUUCUGAAAUACAAUGGUCUUGAGUUCACAGCAUUUUUAAUGUUGACGCCAUUCACCAUUUAUGUUUUACCCCAUAUUUGGAGGACAGUGUUUAAUGAUCUCUUCAGUGCAUUCCAUUGUGUGGUUAUAUAGAGAUUUUUCUUUAACAAUAUUUGUAUUAAAUACAUUGCUUUU
Messenger RNA from Pipistrellus kuhlii (Kuhl's pipistrelle), 3974 nucleotides. RefSeq names its product tetratricopeptide repeat protein 30B. Gene Ontology annotation, cellular component: axonemal microtubule; intraciliary transport particle B. The transcript has a single exon. The record is from RefSeq and is a predicted model, not a curated record. Gene Ontology annotation, biological process: intraciliary transport. Gene Ontology annotation, molecular function: intraciliary transport particle B binding; protein binding. Lineage: Eukaryota; Metazoa; Chordata; Mammalia; Chiroptera; Vespertilionidae. Bases 307 to 2316 code for a protein of 669 amino acids.